Peromyscus eremicus (cactus mouse) is the source of this 3236-nucleotide messenger RNA. It is a transcript of the gene Anks6, whose product is annotated as ankyrin repeat and sterile alpha motif domain containing 6. Gene Ontology annotation, molecular function: protein binding. Lineage: Eukaryota; Metazoa; Chordata; Mammalia; Rodentia; Cricetidae. Gene Ontology annotation, biological process: innate immune response. The transcript is spliced from 16 exons. The record is from RefSeq and is a predicted model, not a curated record. The coding region runs from base 1 to 2643 and encodes 880 amino acids. Gene Ontology annotation, cellular component: cytoplasm.
AUGGGCGAGGGCGCGCUGGCCCCGGGCCUGCAGCUGCUGCUCCGCGCCUGCGAGCAGGGCGACACCGACACCGCGCGGCGCCUGCUGGAGCCCGGCGCGGAGCCGGCCGUGGGACCCGAGGCGGGAGCGGAGCAGGCAGGGCCCGAGGCGGCCCGGGUGGCGGAGGCCGGAGCGCCGGUGCCGGUGGACUGCUCGGAUGAGGCGGGCAACUCGGCGCUGCAGCUGGCGGCGGCCGGUGGCCACGAGCCGCUCGUGCGGUUCCUGCUGCGCCGCGGAGCCUCGGUCAACAGCCGCAACCACUACGGCUGGAGCGCUCUCAUGCAGGCGGCCAGGUGUGGGCAUGCGAGUGUGGCACACCUCCUUUUGGAUCACGGGGCUGAUGUCAACGCUCAGAAUCGGCUCGGUGCCAGCGUGCUCACUGUGGCUUCUCGGGGCGGCCACCUGGGUGUGGUGAAGCUGCUGCUAGAGGCAGGCGCCAUUGUGGACCCUCACAACCCCUCUGGCGAGUCACCAGCCAUGGGAGGCAGCAGGGAUGAGCUGCUGGGCAUCACAGCCCUGAUGGCCGCCGUUCAGCAUGGGCACGAGGCUGUGGUCCGCUUGCUGAUGGAAUGGGGUGCGGACCCCAACCACACAGCCCGGACCGUGGGCUGGAGCCCUCUGAUGCUGGCAGCCCUCCUUGGGAAGCUCAGUGUGGCGCAGCAGCUGGUUGAGAAGGGAGCCAACCCCGACCACCUCAGUGUGCUGGAGAAGACGGCCUUCGAGGUUGCCCUUGACCGCAAGCACAGGGAUCUGGCCGACUACCUGGACCCACUGACCACUGUCAGGCCGAAAACAGAUGAGGAGAAGAGUCGACCUGACAUUUUCCACGCACUGAAGAUGGGAAACUUCCAACUGGUCAAGGAGAUUGCCGAUGAAGACCCCAACCACGUGAACCUGGUCAACGGUGACGGGGCGACCCCGCUGAUGCUGGCGGCUGUCACGGGGCAGUUGCCCCUGGUACAGCUGCUGGUGGAGAAGCACGCAGACAUGGACAAGCAGGACAGUGUGCAUGGCUGGACAGCCCUCAUGCAGGCCACCUACCACGGAAAUAAGGAAAUUGUCAAGUAUCUGCUAAAUCAAGGGGCUGAUGUUGCCCUUCGGGCCAAAAAUGGGUACACGGCCUUUGACCUGGUGAUGCUGCUGAACGAUCCAGACACUGAACUUGUUCGACUGCUGGCAUCUGUGUGCAUGCAGGUGAAUAAGGACCGAGGCCGGCCCAGCCACCGACCACCCCUGCCCCACUCGAAGGCCAGGCAACCCUGGAGCAUCCCCGUGCUGCCCGAUGACAAGGGAGGCCUGAAGUCCUGGUGGAGCCGGAUGUCCAACAGGUUCCGAAAGCUCAAACUUAUGCAGACACUGCCACGUGGACUGGCUGCCAACCAGCCUCUGCCUUUCUGUGAUGAGCCCGAGCUGGCGCUGGACUCCACCAUGCGGGCACCCCCCCAGGACAGGACUAGCCACCUUGGGCCACCUGACGCAGCCCAUGGGACCAAAGACAGCGGUCCUGGGAGCCCAAGGAGAGAGAAGGAAGAUGUGUUACUGACAACCAUGCUACGGAAUGGAGCUCCCUUCCCCCGGCUCCCCAGUGACAAGCUGAAGGCCGUCAUCCCCCCCUUCCUGCCUCCGUCCAGCUUUGAGCUGUGGAGCUCUGACAGGUCCCGCAUGUGUCGCAAUGGGAAGGCAGACCCCACAAAGACUGUGCUGCCCCCCAGAGCCAGCAGGGCCCACCUUGUGGGCACAGACACCGCUGCUGGCAGGCCAGUGAAAUUCCCCAGCAUCUCCCGAAGCCCCACCUCCCCUGCCAGCUCUGGGAACUUCAACCACUCACCUCAUUCCUCAGGAGGUGCCAGUGGCAUUGGGGGCAUGAGCAGGCUGGGUGGGGAGCUGCAUAACCGCUCAGGUGGCAGCGUAGACAGUGUCUUGUCCCAGAUCGCUGCGCAGAGGAAAAAGGCAGCUGGAUUGUCUGAGCAGAAGCCCGGCCAGCGGUCCAGUCCUGUGGGGCCAGCGCCCAGCUCCAGCCCGCCUGCGCUGCCAGCCUCCCUCGUGGGCAGUGGCGGUGGCUCUUCCAGUGGCGCUUCCGGCAGCAAGAAACUGGACCCCAGCAAGCGGCCUCCAUCUGGAACUUCUGCUACCUCUAAAAGCACGUCCCCUACCCUCACGCCCUCGCCCUCUCCCAAAGGCCAUGCUGCGGAAUCCUCGGUGUCUUCCUCGUCAUCCCAUCGGCAGUCUAAGAGCAGUGGAGGCUCCAGCAGUGGCACCAUCACAGACGAGGAUGAGCUGACUGGAAUCCUUAAGAAGUUAUCGCUUGAGAAAUACCAGCCCAUCUUCGAGGAGCAAGAGGUGGACAUGGAGGCCUUCCUCACGCUCACUGACGGUGACCUGCAGGAGCUGGGUAUUAAGACGGAUGGUUCCCGGCAGCAGAUUCUGGCCGCCAUCUCCGAGCUGAAUGCAGGCAAGGGGCGUGAGAGGCAGAUUCUACAGGAAACCAUUCACAACUUCCACUCUUCCUUUGAGAGCAGCGCCAGCAACACCAGGGCCCCUGGCAACAGUCCCUCCAUGGCCGGAUGGGCGAGGCCAGAAGAAGCAGUGUCAAGCAAGAGGUAGCUACAGCUUGAUGGUUCUGCUGGCACCAAAGCCCUGAGGCAUCGAGGUUGAGCAGUGAAUCUCUGCCCUUCCGUUGCGUCUGCCCCUGGGUUAUCUCCUCCCUGGGACUCACAGCAAGUGGACAGAAAGAAGGCUGGCUAGCCAAAUCAUCAGAGCUGAUGCAGCGUGCAGGGGCCUGGGAAGCCCCUCUCUUUGCUAAUGCUUUGGAGAGGCCUGAACAUGUACAGGUCAAGAUGGAGGCUCCAUGGCUGCAGAUAAGAACCCUAACCUCUACAUCCAAGUAGGUGCUGCCUUCAAGGCCUGGGACCCUUCCAGAAAAGAUGCUACGUACAGGUGAACCCCUGCAGAAGGCAUGGUGAAGCGCCCCACUGUGGCUCUCCUUGUUCAUUUUAAGCAAUCACCAGCGGGUCCUGUUCAACAUGUGAGGAAGCCUAAUGCUGUCCCUAAUGAAGCUGGUGCCAGAUUCUGCAGGAUGCCAGGGAGAGAGUGCCAAGACCCUUGGGAGUUUCCCACUUGCUUUCUGGUUCCUUCCAGAGGGCUGGCCAGGCUCCCCGUGCUGUUCGGGCACUGCUCUCCAGGAGCGGACUUGGACA